AUGUCAGGCUACCUCUCUCUGGCCAAUCUGACUUCCCUGUCUAUAGCUGGCACUGGCUCAGGCUCAGGCUCAGGCACAGUCACAGGCAAUGCCAAUCUCAGUGCAGCCAUCAGCAGCAGCAACCCGUUCUACUCUGGUUGUCUGCACAAAGUGAUCCCUGAUCGCCCCAAGCGAGUUUGCAACAGUGACGAUGUGCGUCUAUUUGGUUUUGGAAAUGGAAAUGACCAUGAGGAGUACAUGUACGACUUUUGCAGUGCACCUGGAAUCGACUACAUGGAAAUCCGAGUCAUGCUGGCCAACUGGGAAAGCAGCGUCAUUGUGGGGUGGCUUAUUCAAAUCAUACUUAGCGAAUACCUCAGUGUACCCACGACCAUUGAAGCAGGAAGCCACGGAGAAAUUAAAUCUUUUUACGAUCCCCUCUCCAGGCUCGAUUUCAUCAGUCACAAUAACGCAAAUGCCGUCGCGUUCUCCGCACAAAUGGAAAAUGGGGAUUGUCGAUUGGCAGACAAAACAAAAAACAACUACCAACCCUGUGCACACAUAUCCAGUGAAUCAUGGGAUACAGACUCUGAAUGGGUACAAGAGCUAAUCAGGGACAGAAUCAUCAAUGUGGAAUACCUAGGAGUCUUGGCUUUGGAAACGUGGAUGGUCACCAAAUUCACCGCACAGGAAGAACCCGAUGUUUUCUCCUAUCAUGGACUCAUGGGAGAACACAAUCGACACAAGUUGGCUGCCCUCUUCAAGAGACCCACCACAUGGGGGGAAUACUGCCACCAAGUUUCCAAAAAUAACUGUUCGACUCCUGAUCAAACUGCCACACGGCCACCACAAGAUCAGGACGAAGUCAAUCGAUUCUUUCAACAGGAUUCCUACACGGGAUAUUUUCGAUACACCGACAAAAACAACUGUACUCGAUAUCCAGACUCUUGUACAGGACACAUUGCCGAUUUACCUUGUGGCUGGACUUCUCACAUGGAAUCAGUCCUAUACCACCUUAACAUUGCCAUGGAGUCCACUGGACCCUGGACCAGCGCCACACAAAGGAGGAUAUACAUACAAUCAACUGGUGCAAAUGUGGAGAGCAGCUAA
Seminavis robusta is the source of this 1089-nucleotide messenger RNA. Lineage: Eukaryota; Bacillariophyta; Bacillariophyceae; Naviculales; Naviculaceae. The record is from the annotation of a GenBank genome assembly.